UUGGAAACUUGGAAAGAAGAAGGGAAAAACAGAUACUUGGAAAAUUUUCCUAAACUACUCAGCCCACACCUGAUCCAGCCUGAUUCAAGUGAGAUUUUUCUGAUAAAAACAGACCUACAUUACACAAAAACCAACUUUUUGCUGUGAAUUAGGAAGCUGAAGCACCCGUCUCCAGAAAUGUCCUCGGAGCGUAAGGAACAGCAUGGCCUUUCACCUGGGGACUCAUCAGAAGAAGAAAGUGAGCAGUACAGUCCUCAGCCCAGCGUCUGCCUGGAGCUUCAAAAAGAACCAAGUACUGACUUCAAGCCAUUUCGGGCCAUGGAUCAAUGCAGACCUCAUUCUAGGGUCCAUGUGGAGCCUCAAGAGAAACCAAAUUCUGACUUCAAGCAGUUUAUCAUCAAAAAGCUACAGAAGAAAUGCCAGUGCAGCCCAUCCAAAGCAAAAAACAUGAUUUUUGGUUUCCUUCCUGUUUUGCACUGGCUUCCAAAGUAUGAUCUGAAGAAAAACAUUUUAGGAGAUAUAAUGUCUGGCUUGAUUGUAGGCAUCUUGUUAGUGCCCCAGUCCAUUGCGUAUUCCCUCUUGGCUGGCCAGGAGCCCAUCUCCGGUCUGUACACAUCCUUUUUUGCCAGCAUCAUUUAUUUCCUAUUAGGUACCUCUCGGCACAUUUCUGUGGGCAUUUUUGGAAUAUUGUGCCUUAUGAUUGGCGAGGUAGUUGACCGAGAACUACACAAAGCUGGCUAUGACACUGGCCAUGUUACUUCUUCUCUAGGAAACGGGAGCACAUCAUUAAACCACGUGUUACCUGGGUCAUGUGAUAGAAAUUGCUAUGCAAUUAUAGUGGGCAGCACUGUAACCUUUAUGGCUGGGGUUUAUCAGGUAGUGAUGGGCUUCUUUCAAGUGGGCUUUGUUUCUGUGUACCUCUCAGAUGCCUUGCUGAGUGGAUUUGUCACUGGUGCCUCCUUCACCAUUCUUACAUCUCAGGCCAAGUACCUCCUGGGGCUCAGCCUUCCUCGGAGUAGUGGUGUGGGCUCACUCGUCACCACCUGGGUGCAUAUCUUCAGAAACAUCCAUAAGACCAACAUCUGUGACCUCAUCACCAGCCUUUUGUGCCUUUUGGUGCUUUUGCCAACCAAAGAACUCAACGAGCGCUUCAAGUCCAAGCUGAAGGUGCCGAUUCCUACGGAACUCUUUGUAGUUGUAGCAGCCACAUUAGCCUCUCACUUUGGAAAGCUGCAUGAAAAGUACAACUCCAGUGUUGCUGGCUGUAUUCCCACCGGAUUCAAACCACCCAAAGCACCAGACUGGAACUUAAUCCCUAGUGUGGCUGUAGAUGCAAUCGCUAUUUCUAUCAUUGGUUUUGCUAUCACAGUAUCGCUUUCUGAGAUGUUUGCCAAGAAACACGGCUACACCGUCAGAGCAAAUCAGGAAAUGUAUGCCAUUGGCUUUUGCAAUAUCAUCCCUUCCUUUUUCCACUGCUUCACUACCAGCGCAGCUCUGGCGAAGACGUUAGUCAAAGAGUCCACGGGCUGCCAAACCCAGCUGUCAAGUGUGGUGACCGCCCUGGUUCUUUUGUUGGUCCUCCUGGUAAUAGCCCCUUUGUUCUAUUCCCUUCAAAAAUGUGUCCUUGGCGUGAUCACGAUUGUCAAUCUGCGCGGAGCCCUGCUUAAAUUUAAGGACCUGCCCCAGAUGUGGCGACUUAGCAAGAUGGACACGCUCAUCUGGUUUGUGACUAUGCUGUCCUCUGCCCUGAUAAGUACGGAAAUGGGCCUGCUUAUUGGGGUUUGUUUCUCCAUGUUUUGUGUCAUUCUCCGCACCCAGAAGCCAAAGAGCUCCUUGCUUGGCCUGGUAGAAGACUCUGAAGUCUUUGAAUCCACGUCUACUUACCAGAACCUUCAGACUAUGCCAGGAAUCAAAGUUUUUCGCUUUGUAGCCCCUCUCUAUUACAUAAACAAAGAAUGUUUUAAAUCUGCUUUAUACAAAAAAACUCUCAACCCAGUCUUAGUUAAGGCAGCUCAGAAGAAGGCAGCCAAGAGAAGGGUCAAAGAGGAGACAGUGACUCUGAGUGGAACCCGGGAUGAAGUUUCAGCCCAUCUUUCCUGCGGCCCCCUGGAGCUCCACACGAUCGUGAUCGACUGCAGUGCGAUACAGUUUCUCGAUACAGCAGGGAUCCACACACUGAAAGAAGUUCGCAGAGAUUAUGAAGCCGUCGGUGUGCACAUUCUGCUGGCGCAAUGCAACCCUUCUGUCAGGGACUCCCUGACCAGGGGAGAGUACCACAAAAAGGAGGAGGAAAACCUCCUCUUCUACAGUGUGUAUGACGCAAUGGUUUUUGCCAUGGAAUCUCAAAAUCAGAAAGGAACAGGUGUUCCCAAUGGUCUGGAGUCUUUCCAGUGAUCGAUUGAGAAAGUAGAUGCUAUGGGUCUAGUCAAUGGGUUAAAAUAGCCACUUCCACAGUGGAAAAUGUUUCACACUUAAAUUGAAACCCAUUAGCUACACAUCAAUCUUCAUUUGAAGCUAUUGGGCUUUAGAUCUCUAGAGAUACAGCAGAGCUUAUAGUUAGAAUCAAAGAGAAAAUAUUUUGGUUUCAGGCUUUACCGAAGAAAUAUUUUUAUUGGCAGAUGCUGUUGUGUCGGCUUCGACUCAGCGACCAUACGUGCAACCGAAAGGCACUGCCUGGUUCUGCGCCAUUCUCGCCGUUGUCCUACGCUCGGGUCCACUGUUGCAGCCACUGGGUCCAUCUCUGUCAUUGUGGCCUGCCUUAUUUUGGGCUGACCCUGCCCUGGUGGCAGAGUGGCUAUGCUUUGGGCUGCUAACCACAGGGUAAGCAGUUUGAAACCACCAGCUGCU
This is a messenger RNA of Echinops telfairi (small Madagascar hedgehog), 2847 nucleotides long. It is a transcript of the gene SLC26A2, whose product is annotated as solute carrier family 26 member 2. The transcript is spliced from 3 exons. Gene Ontology annotation, biological process: transmembrane transport. Gene Ontology annotation, cellular component: membrane. The record is from RefSeq and is a predicted model, not a curated record. Lineage: Eukaryota; Metazoa; Chordata; Mammalia; Afrosoricida; Tenrecidae. The coding region runs from base 178 to 2394 and encodes 738 amino acids. Gene Ontology annotation, molecular function: bicarbonate transmembrane transporter activity; oxalate transmembrane transporter activity; sulfate transmembrane transporter activity.